AGUCCUUUAGACCGUGAUCCGCUAUCCCGUCUUACCAAGGUCCGCGCCCGCUUGUCCUGUAAGCCCCGCCUUUCUUGCGGCCCCCGUUGUGCUGCUGGACCCGACGAGCAGGGUUGACGCGAUGGAACUCAGUGCCCAGUACCUACGGGAGAAACUGCAGCGGGACCUGGAGGCCGAGCUCGUGGAAGUGGAGGACACGACUCCUAAUCGUUGCGCGUCCAGCUUCCGAGUUCUCGUGGUGUCAUCAAAGUUCGAGGGGAAGCCGCUGCUUCAGAGACACCGGCUGGUGAACACGUGCCUAGCGGAAGAACUCCUACACAUCCAUGCUUUUGAGCAGAAAACCCUGACCCCAGAACAGUGGGCCCGUGAGCAGCAGAAAUGAGGGACCGCAGUCUGCACAACCAUUAAAUUUUAUGAAACAAG
This is a messenger RNA of Manis pentadactyla (Chinese pangolin), 423 nucleotides long. RefSeq names its product bolA family member 2B (gene BOLA2B). NCBI's taxonomy places the organism in Eukaryota, Metazoa, Chordata, Mammalia, Pholidota, Manidae. Gene Ontology annotation, biological process: intracellular iron ion homeostasis. The record is from RefSeq and is a predicted model, not a curated record. The transcript has 4 exons. Gene Ontology annotation, molecular function: 2 iron, 2 sulfur cluster binding. The coding region runs from base 122 to 382 and encodes 86 amino acids. Gene Ontology annotation, cellular component: cytosol; nucleus.